AGAAACACAAUCAAAGGGUGGCAUGGGACAUAUUAAAAGAGUAGCAUGCCUAUUUUUAACCCUUAUUCUGAUGGUGGCUUCGGAGGCUAAGAAUGUCCCAGCCGUGAUUGUUUUUGGAGACUCCUCAGUUGAUUCUGGUAAUAACAAUUUGAUAGCUACGGUUCUAAAGAGCAACUUUAAGCCUUAUGGCCGUGACUUCGAAGGUGGUCGAUCCACGGGACGGUUCUCCAAUGGUCGUGUCCCCCCAGACUUCAUUGCUGAGGCUUUUGGCGUUAAAAGCACAAUACCCGCAUACUUGGAUCCUUCUUAUACAAUUCAAGAUUUUGCCACUGGCGUUUGCUUUGCCUCUGCUGGAACUGGGUACGACAAUGCAACUGCUGCUGUAUUAAAUGUGAUACCGUUGUGGAAGGAAAUAGAGAUGUACAAGGAGUAUCAAACCAAAUUGAGAGCACAUGUUGGUGUAGAAAAAGCCAAUGAAAUCAUAAGUGAAGCGUUGUACCUUCUGAGCUUAGGAACCAAUGAUUUCCUUGAAAAUUAUUAUUUGUUCCCAACCCGACGAGCCCAUUUCACGGUGUCACAAUAUGAGGAUUUGCUCUUGGGCAUUGGGGAGAAUUUUGUUAAGGAAUUGUACGCACUUGGAGCCCGAAAAUUAGCCAUAACUGGUCUUGUUCCCAUUGGGUGUCUCCCCUUAGAGAGGGCUACAAAUAUUUUAGGGUAUCAUGGUUGCAAUGAGGAAUACAACAGUGUGGCUUUGAGCUUCAACAAGAAAUUGGAUAAUGUGAUUUCGAAGCUAAAUAAGGAGCUCCCACACAUGAAAGUGGUGUCGGGAAAUGCAUAUGGCAUCGUCAAUGAUAUCAUUAAAAGACCUUCCGCAUAUGGAUUUGAGGUUGUAGAGAAGGCGUGUUGCUCCACUGGAACAUUUGAGAUGAGCUACUUAUGCAGUGACCACAAUCCACUCACAUGCAAAGACGCCAACAAAUAUGUGUUUUGGGAUGCCUUUCAUCCUACUGAGAAGACAAACCGCAUUGUCUCAAAUUAUUUGAUUCCAAAGUAUCUAGCAAAUUUUAGAUGAUCCAUUAGUUUUCUUAAUUUUAUAAAUAUAGUCUUGCCAAGAUAUAUACAUAUAGCGAGAUUUAAUUUAGUAUUGGAUUUCCAUGCUAUAUAUGUAUAUGUUUCCUUUGUUCAGCUGUUA
Messenger RNA from Abrus precatorius (Indian licorice), 1192 nucleotides. RefSeq names its product GDSL esterase/lipase At2g42990-like. The coding region runs from base 23 to 1072 and encodes 349 amino acids. The transcript has 3 exons. The record is from RefSeq and is a predicted model, not a curated record. NCBI's taxonomy places the organism in Eukaryota, Viridiplantae, Streptophyta, Magnoliopsida, Fabales, Fabaceae. Gene Ontology annotation, molecular function: hydrolase activity, acting on ester bonds.